Soboliphyme baturini is the source of this 366-nucleotide messenger RNA. The record is from the annotation of a GenBank genome assembly. Lineage: Eukaryota; Metazoa; Nematoda; Enoplea; Dioctophymatida; Soboliphymatidae.
AUGUUCUCGUACAAUAAACUAAUCCAUGGAAAGAAAAACCUUAUCGCAUGUCAGAACUGUGGCCGCAUGCACGAGUUGCACACCAUCUGUGGCUAUUGUUACCAAAAAGUACGGCAGGAAACUGAGGCAAUCAAACAAAAGCUGAUGACGGAUAGCGAAAGACAUGUGACAGAUCGAGAAAAGGUUGUUUUGUACAGUGACGAAGUUUUGUCCGAAAAGGAGGCGGCUGAAAAACACAUAGUGGAGUUGAAGAGGCCACGUCCAUCUUGGCUCAGCGAAGAGCUGAAAAAGCGAUGGAGUAGACCAAUCAAAGGUGCAGAAGAAAAUGGUUCGAAACAGCAAGAGACAGCGGAGAGCAAGGACUGA